Messenger RNA from Fusarium vanettenii 77-13-4, 1329 nucleotides. RefSeq lists its product as uncharacterized. Lineage: Eukaryota; Fungi; Ascomycota; Sordariomycetes; Hypocreales; Nectriaceae. The record is from RefSeq and is a predicted model, not a curated record. The transcript has 5 exons. Gene Ontology annotation, molecular function: heme binding; monooxygenase activity; iron ion binding. Bases 1 to 1329 code for a protein of 442 amino acids.
AUGAUCGCAGAACUCGCCCUUCAGUCCAAAACGUUAGGUCUUCUUCUGGUAGCCUUUGGCUCUGUCCUGGUGAUAGCGAUCGUUUUCUACCACGUUGCCUUUAGCCCCAUGAGGGCCAUACCUGGACCUUGGUACCUCAGACUCACGAGCCUGUUUGUCAAAUACCACGAAUUUCAUGGAACUCGGAGACUGUGGAUACAUGAUCUGCACCUCAAAUAUGGCCCUACGGUUCUUCUCGCUCCUAACGAAGUGUCCUUCGCUAGUGCCUCAGCUUUGAAACAGAUUUACUCUUCUGGCGGCACUGGCUUACCCAAGGAUCACAUGUACUCGCUCUUUAAGGCUCAGGGUCACACCAAUCUUUUCACUGCAUUGGACAACAAAGAGGUAGGGGAGAAGCGAAAGCAACUCUCGGAGCGAUACUCAAACACAAGCAUCCUAAAGUCGCCGAUCCUUGACGUGAUCAAGGAACGUGCCGAAGCUUUUGCCACAGAAUGCCGCAAAACAGCAUCGGCAGACGUCUAUGUAGCUCUCGUUCUCGAACGCUACUGGCCCCUCCUCCAACGAAUCUACAAAUUCCUGAGCCACAAGCCAACAAAAGGGGGAAAGCCGAUUGAUGACUAUGUCUGGUCAUCUAUGAGCAAGACUGAUUACUCCGAGUUUUCCCUCAUGGCUCGGCUGCUACACGACAAGAAGAUGCCGGUGGAUGCCAUUGCAUCUGAGUGCUACGACCACAUCACAGCGGGCAUCGACACAACCGGUGACACGCUCUGCUUCCUGCUCUGGGAGCUCUCUCGGCCGAGCCAGCAAGAGAGAGUGAAGCGACUGCGUGAAGAACUUGUUGUCGGAAAAAGUUCAGGGCAGCCGCUUGAUACCUUGCCUUACCUUAAUGCGAUGUUGCAGGAGGCACUUCGACUAUGGGCUCCCGGAAUGCAGUCACUUCCCCGAAAUGUGCCGGCUGGUGGCCGGGAGAUCGAUGGCCACUUCGUUCCAGCCGGCACAGUUGUGAGCUGUCAGUCGUAUACGACGCAUCGAUAUGACGAUGACGUAUUUCAGGACGCCGACGCCUUUGUCCCUGAGCGAUGGCUCAACCCGGACGGAGAUUCUGAGAGAGGCCGUUUGUUUUUCGCAUUUGGAUCUGGCGCCCGCACUUGCAUUGGCAGGCAUCUGGCCAUGGCAGAAAUGAGAGCCCUUGUCCAUGCAAUUUACUCCAAGAUGCGAACAGUACCCGCUCAGGACAUGGUAGCGUCUAUGGAGUUCAACGACCAAAUAAUGACAACGAGGCCUGAAGGACUUUGCUGCAAGAUAACCUUCGAACCUUUGACAGACUAA